CAUUCAUCAAUUUGUUUUCCUUUCUUGGUUCUGCAUACGAAAUUUUGGAGAAAUGGGAGUGAUGAAACUAGAAGAGUUUGUGUAUCCUGCAGAGUGGGUGCAACAUAGUCAGUCUUGGAUAGGCUGGCCAGAGAGACCUGAUAACUGGAGAAAGGACGGAAAACCUGCCCAAGAAGCUUUUGUUAAGCUCAUUGAAACGUUAUCGAAAUAUGAAAAAAUAACUGUGGCUGCUUCUAUAAGUUCUUGGAAACAGUGUCGAAAUUUAUUGCCGAGUAAUGUAAGAAUAGUGGAAAUACAAACCAACGAUUGUUGGUUGAGAGACACAGGUCCAAUAUUUCUUACUCGGAAAGUUCCGUGUGAAGGUUCUACAAAUAUUUGUGGCGUUGAUUUCGCUUUCAACGCUUGGGGAGGAUCCUUAGAGGGCUGCUAUCCAGAUUGGGAGUACGAUUCUCUUGUUACUUCGAAGAUCCUAGAAAUCGAACGCAUCCCGAGGGUAGAAGCAUCUCUGGUGUUGGAAGGGGGAGCAGUGGUGACCGAUGGAGAAGGCACCAUUAUAACGACAGAGGAAUGUUUACUGAACAGAAAUCGCAAUCCUGGUAUGACAAAGAAAGAAGUAGAAGCCAAAUUGAAAGAAUAUCUUCACGUAGAAAAGGUCAUUUGGCUUCCAUUUGGAGUGUAUGGAGACAUUGAUACAGAUGGACAUGUAGAUAAUCUUUGUAUGUUUGCCAAAGCAGGACAUGUUGUUUUACAUUGGACAGAAGACCGUCAAGACCCACAAUAUAAGAGAUCUGCAACAGCUCUGGAAAUUUUAGAAAACUCAACAGAUGCUCGAGGCAAAAAAUUCCAAAUCCAUAAGGUUUUAGGGCCUGCUCCGCAAUAUCGUACCGAGGAAGAAAUAAAAGAACUUCAGUUCACAAACUUCAGGAUGGCUUUGUCCAGAAACACUGGACAACGGUUACCUGCAUCCUAUGUCAAUGCAUACAUUGGCAAUGGCGUGGUGAUUCUGCCUUCCUAUGAUGACCCAAAUGACAAGCUGGCGUUAGAUUUGUUUCAAGAGUUGUUUCCCGAACGAUCAGUUGUUCAAGUUCCUGCAAGAGAGAUCUUACUAGGUGGUGGAGGUAUUCAUUGUGUUGUGUUAGAACAGCCAUCGGUAAACUUUCAGCUGCCAACCCAUAAGAAAUGAUAAUAAAGAUAUGAAUAGUAGU
This is a messenger RNA of Galdieria sulphuraria, 1205 nucleotides long. RefSeq names its product agmatine deiminase. NCBI's taxonomy places the organism in Eukaryota, Rhodophyta, Bangiophyceae, Galdieriales, Galdieriaceae. Gene Ontology annotation, molecular function: agmatine deiminase activity; protein-arginine deiminase activity. Gene Ontology annotation, biological process: putrescine biosynthetic process. The coding region runs from base 53 to 1183 and encodes 376 amino acids. The transcript is spliced from 2 exons. The record is from RefSeq and is a predicted model, not a curated record.